AUGGCACAAGUCGAGACAGUCAGCUUUGGAGCAGCGCUCAAGGAUGGCUAUAAGCCGGUCGACAACUGGGUCAGCAAUGGUAUUUCAUGGCUGGCGGAGAUAAAGGAGUUCUACGAUGAGCGAGCCGCUAUUGAGAAGGACUACAGUGCUAAGCUGACAGCACUGGCGAAGAAAUAUUACGAGAAGAAGAACAAACGGUCCAGCAAUUUGAGCGUGGGCGACAACCCUGCUCUGACACCAGGGUCGCUCGAGUCGGCAUCCCUCACGACUUGGACCACCCAACUGUCCACGCUCGAAGCCCGCGCAAGCGAACAUCAAAGGUUAGGCUCUGACCUCAUCAGCCAAGUCGCAAACCCACUGCAGUACACUCAACAGAAAUUUGAAGAGCUUCGAAAAAGCCAUGUGGACUAUCAGGCUAAGCUGCUCAAAGAGAGGGACUCUUCGUAUGCUGACCUGAAGAAAAUGAAGACAAAGUACGACACCAGCUGUGGAGAUGUCGAGAGCAAGAGAAAGAAGAUCGAAAGCUCGUUCGAUUCGUCAAAGGGGAAGGCGCAGAACUCGUACAAUCAGCAGUUGAUGGAGAUGAACAACGUCAAAAACACAUAUUUGAUCGGCAUCAACGUCACCAAUAAAUUAAAGGAAUGCUAUUACCACCAGUACGUUCCUGCACUUCUCGACUCUCUACAGGAUUUGAACGAGACUCGGGUAUCGAAACUGAAUACUAUUUGGUCUCUUGCAGCCGCCCUAGAGACUGCUGCGCUGAAAAGGAGUACGGACCAGUUGGCCCACCUCUCCAAUGAGAUCCCCCGAAAUAAUCCAGCUCUAGACUCGGGCAUGUUCUGCCACCAUAACGCCGUACAAUGGCAGGAUCCUCCCGACUUCGUCUUCGAGCCUUCACCGGUCUGGCUGGAUUCGGAUGCAAUGGCCGUUGACGAGACAUCGAAAAUCUUCCUCCGAAACAUCCUCUUGAAAUCUAAACCACUUGCCCAAUCGCUCAAGUCGGAAACAGCAGCUAAGCAAAGGGAGCUCGAAAAUGUGAAGCGUGCUCGUGAGAACAUCAGGGCUGGUAAGGACAAGCGUGAUGAGUCUGACUGUCUGCGAUCUCAAUUCGCCGUGCAGGAAGAUCUACACGCAAUUGAGCGAAAACGUUUGACCGCAGAGGUUGAGACUAGCACGGUUACCAGCGUUGUGGGCGACCUCAGCAUGUAUGGGAAGAGUCACCCCUUCAAGUCGGAAACGUUCAAGAUACCUACAAACUGUGAUCUUUGCGGUGACCGGAUUUGGGGCUUGUCAGCCAAAGGCUUCAUCUGUACAGAGUGUGGCUUCACAUGUCACAGCAAGUGUCAGAUGAAGGUCCCAGCGGAUUGUCCUGGAGAGCAGACGAAAGAGGAGAGGAAGAAGCUGAAGGCAGAAAGACAAGCUGCUGCAACAGCUGCUGUAGAGGCACCCCAACAGCCCCCGGCAACCGCGACCAAUGGUACAAUGCCAUCCCUAACACGGCAGGAUACCAUGAAUAGCUUGUCUUCUGGCUUUGCUACAUCCGCCAACAGGUCAGUAUCUGGCACGGUUCCGAGAACGGCGUCAAUGACAUCUAGUACGACUGUCACCACACCAACCCAAGAAUCACCUAGCUCACCACUAGCUACACCCACAUCAACAUCUGCGGCCGCGGGAGGGACGAGAAGGAACCGUAUCGUCGCUCCUCCGCCAGCGGCGUAUGUUAGCGCUCCUCCCGAUGAUGGCCCAGUUUCACCAACCGGCCAGCGAAAAGGUCGUAUGCUGUACCCAUAUGAGAAGCGUGAUGAGGGUGAGGUGACCGUUGAGGAGGGCAAGGAAGUGACGAUUGUCGAGGGAGAUGAUGGCGGAUGGACCAGAAUCCGCGCAGGCUUCGGCCUCGAAGGGCUAGUCCCCACAGCGUACCUCGAAGAGCUGCCAUUCCAACCAUCUGCCAGCGUUUCAGUCUCGCACUCGCCCCGCCCGGCCUCCUCCCGCUCCGAAUCCACCGCCUCGUUAGCUUCUACGCAACAAGUGAAGAAGAAAGGCCCCGCGGUGGCGCCGAAACGUGGAGCCAAGAAGGUCAAGUAUGUGGAAGCGCUGUACGCCUAUGAAGCCCAAAGCGAGCUAGAGUUCGAUAUGGUAGAAGGGGAGAGAUUCAUCCUCAUCAGUAUGGGGACAGGGGACGGCUGGGCGGACGUAGAGAAAAACGGGGAGAAGGGAAAUGUACCGGCGGCGUAUAUACAAGAGGUCCCGUGA
Messenger RNA from Cyphellophora europaea CBS 101466, 2253 nucleotides. RefSeq lists its product as uncharacterized. Gene Ontology annotation, biological process: regulation of actin filament polymerization. NCBI's taxonomy places the organism in Eukaryota, Fungi, Ascomycota, Eurotiomycetes, Chaetothyriales, Cyphellophoraceae. Gene Ontology annotation, molecular function: protein binding. Bases 1 to 2253 code for a protein of 750 amino acids. The transcript is spliced from 2 exons. The record is from RefSeq and is a predicted model, not a curated record.